AUUUGGAAUUCCCGAAAGUAAACAAUCAAAGGACGGUGGUGAAUGUAAAUCUGCGCCUAAUUUAGACAGUGUUUACAGUAAAUAUGCAAACAGACCACCAAAUUGGCAUAUAGCAAACACAAAUCGAAAACAAAGCUCGAUGGAGUUGGGCUGGAAAAACAAAAGGCGAAGGACACACGUGUAAAUCAAGGACUCUUGAACCUGAAGUCGAUUGUUGUUGCCGAGUGUUACUUCUGUUGGCAGUUGGCAAACAUAAAUAAUCAAAUAUUUCGGAAAACGACAAAAAUGAUUGGCAAAAUUUCGUUUGGCAAGAGGGUGGAAUGAUAUCCACCAUUUCCUCUAACAAAUAGAUAAUCUUAUCGCCCUCGGACUCGUUUCCUUCUUAUUAAAUUAAUUGAAAGGCAAAUAGCGGAGUCUUGGAUUAGGCCACAAUCAAGUUGGCCGUGCGCUUAUCAUUUGCACUCGGCCACCAGCGGGAAAUACCUGUUGUCUGUUGCUGCAGUUGCUGCUGCUGCCGAGUGUCGCAUGUUGCUGCCCGCCAGCAACAUGUUGCUCGUAGGUAAAGACUUCGGCUUUUGGCGCUUGGCAUUCGUGCUUGAAUCGACAAACUGCUAUUCGCUGGCCGAUUGGCGCCGCUUCUUCUGGCGUUUAGUACGCUUCUGUCUUUCGCCCGGCCAACAACACGGCGCGCUUGAACCGCCUCCGCUCCGCUCCACUCCGAUCCAGUCCGCUCCGCUCGAUCCAAACCGCUCGUCAGCCGCCAGCCGCCAGUCGCCCGCUGCAGUUGUCAUUCGAAAGCGCCGCUCGCUCGGCGUUUCCAGCGGCUGCCCAAACAAACCAGUUACAAGCACUUAGCUGCACUUGCGAAAACAAUUGCCUUGUAAACAUCAAUAGAAAAAGGAAAUAACGCGACAAAAUGCAUCAAUUGUGGAAUAGAAACUUCAGUUGGAUUCUGCUGAUUCUCUCAGCCAUGCUCCUGUUCUCGUUGGGAAAUUCGAAGGAAUGCGACCAGGAGGAGUUCACCAAGUGCGCCGAACCACUUGAUAUGCUGCAUUUAACGUCGAACUUCUCGAUUGGCCCGGCCAGAAAGGAGGACCUGGACAAACUUUGUCAUGAGCUUCGCAAGGGAGUGAGGUGCAUCCAAAGUUACACCCGACGUUGCAUGGAUCUGCAGCACAGGAACCACUUCAACAAACUCUACCACGGAACGAAUCAGUUCAUCAGGGAUCUGUGCAACGAUGGCGAGUUCCAGGAGGAGUUCCUCAAGUAUGCUUACUGCUCGGGAAUGGCCAAGAAAGAGUUGGAGGUGUGCAACAAUCACUACAAGGAAACCAUGGUGUUCCUGAAGUCGAGCCAAAAUCAGGAGAACUCUGAGAAUGGUACCCUCAAUGAGAACAUUAAGACCAUUUGCUGCUCCAUGAAUGAGUUCGCGGAUUGCUCGGAAACUGCUGCGCGAAAAAUUUGCGGCUAUGAAGCGUCGAAGUUCACACGCAAAUUGUACGACAAAAAUUUCCACAGCUUGACACAGAUAUACUGCGGGAACUUCACUCGAAAUCCGGGAAUCUGUCGAGAUGGCGAGGGCAACAGUUCGAAUCGCGUGGAUCGCAGCAGUUUUGGCCUUCUAUUAACAGGGACAUUGCUCGCCCUUUUGGUCAGCAGAGUGAACAGAUAGAUGGCAGAACCGCAGCUAAGUGCAAAUAUCUAGAACCAGUCUUACCAAACACGGAAUUAUGCGCUGCAAAGGAGGAGAAGAGACGGAAAAAUAGUUAAGGUUUCCCCCAAUCACACCGAAAGAAUUCCACACGCUGUUGCAUACAUUUGGCAGUCAAUUUAGGCCACGAAAAUCCCCAAGAUGAUCGAUAAAGGAGUAAGCUAUAAAGUAAAGUACGUGUUAAGUAUGUUAUGUAUACCAGUAUGCAUAAAGUUAUUAUAGGGGAUCGGAGAGCAGAGUCAGACAUAGCUAAGAUCGUAUAUAUAUACGGAUAUGUAUGUUACUAUAUAUAAUGGAUAUAGGCUAGAUAGUUAGAAUCAGUGUUGAGUGUGGCAGGCAGGUUAGUUGUUGUUGGCCUUACUUUCCAAUCGUCGUGCAAUACUAGAGUUUCGUUGAGUUUGUUGAAGUUGUCCAGGCUUUAAGUGUAGGCAUAUUUUAGAAAAUACCCCUAAGUUUCACACUCGUUGUUAGCUGAAGUUAGAAAAGGCGCCCCCCACCAAACUCUUGUUUUUUUUUUUUCUGUAUCACUAGGCAAUUCCAAAAGUAUUCUAAACUGGAUGUUUGUAGGUGUUUCUAUUCGAUAAUGAUGCGUAGAAUAGAUAUAUGAGAUUCAAAGCCAGUCAAUAUCUAUCAGAAUCGCCUACUUGCAACCCAGUGAAUAUGCUAAAGUCAAUUUCAGUUUCAAUCACAGAAAAAAUAACACCUUUAAGCGCACAAGAAAUACUCCCCCGUGGAUUUGCUCACAUAUCGGCAAUAACUUUACACAAAACGAAAGUGCAUUUCUAUGAAUGAGGAUUUUAUAAAUUAUUUAUAAACUUAUUUAGUGGAUAGCGUAUAUUUAUUUCAAACACUGUAAAUACCUUUAAAAAAUAUUCUAAUUCGGAAAUAUGCAUAAAAAUAAAUAUUAGUUUAACUUAAAUCACACACACACACCUACUUACAAAAAACUGUGAAUAUAUAUUAUGAUUAAAGAGUAACAUUUAUUUUAAGUAAAACACACACAUGCAUAUGCAAGGAAAAAACAAUAAAAAAACAAGAAAAUAAAUUAACGCUAAAAAAGUGUGAGAAAAGCGGUGAAAUAAAAGAGAAAAAGAAGAAGAAGGGAGGGAAUAAAAGUUAAGGCCGAAACUUGGAUUACCUUUCAAUUUGCUGAAUAAAAGUUUUUUUUUAGAGUGAGUGGAUAUAAUUUAAUUUUAAAACCAGGUUUUGUGAUCUUCAAAAUUCAAAACGUAGACCUCUAAAAAAAGUAUUCAUUAUUUCUUUAUAUUAAACCCUAUAAUUUAAAUCUUUAUUUUUGAAGGUUGACCUUAUUAAAACCAUACAAAUUAUUACAUUGAUUUGUUUGUAACGUUAACUAUUAAACAAGUUUUCCUUAUCCUUAACCUUACAACUAUUUUAUAUUGUUAUUAUUUAUUGAUAGAACCUUUUUGAUUUAUCAAAUGUGAUUAAAUAGAUA
This is a messenger RNA of Drosophila ficusphila, 3167 nucleotides long. RefSeq lists its product as uncharacterized. NCBI's taxonomy places the organism in Eukaryota, Metazoa, Arthropoda, Insecta, Diptera, Drosophilidae. The transcript has 6 exons. The record is from RefSeq and is a predicted model, not a curated record. The coding region runs from base 917 to 1672 and encodes 251 amino acids.